Messenger RNA from Cicer arietinum (chickpea), 1566 nucleotides. The record is from RefSeq and is a predicted model, not a curated record. Lineage: Eukaryota; Viridiplantae; Streptophyta; Magnoliopsida; Fabales; Fabaceae.
AUGGCUGCUCAACAAGUAAUUUGUAUUGUUUAUUACAAUGGUUCAAUUGUUGAUGGAGUUGAAGGAAAAACAUUCGUAAGUGACUAUAAAAAUGCGUUCAAAGUACAUUCGGGAAGCAACUUUGCUCGUCUAAAGAAUGUCAUUAGAAAAAAAUUACAGCUCGGUGACAACGUCACGAUAAGUGAUAUAGUUUAUCGACACCUUGUGUUUUUUGGUGAAAAUACAACAAGGUUUGAACUCAUGAAGAUUUGUGACGAUGAAGAUGUUGAGUUUAUGUUUGAUGUUUAUGCACAGUGGUCACAACUCGGCACCAUCGAGUUAUAUGUUACCUUUGAGUCUGCUCCUCCAUCAACAAACAUUGAUCAACCAUCAACAUCAAACAUACCUUAUCAACCCGACUUAUAUUCUCCAUCACAAUACUAUGAACCAUCACAACACUAUGAACCAUCACAUCACUAUGAACCAUCACAACACUAUUUAAGUGAUUAUAGUGAAGAGGAUGAAACAUACUUCGAUGAAUCAUCUGAUAAUUCUGUCGAUGACAUUGAUGGUGACGAAGAUAUGGAAGCAGAAGAUCAACCUAUUCUACCUGAUUUCGAUCCACCAUCUCACCUGAAGAGCAUCAAUUUAGAUACUCAACAAAAAUCAAAUGAAUUUGAUCACUUGCUCAUUAACGAAGUCCCAACAGUAGAUGGAACUCUUGCGGUUGGAAUGAAGUUUCAUAACAAAGAUGAAUGUGUACAUGCAAUCAAGUGUUACCAUUUAAAACAAUCAUCGAAUUUUGUGGUACAAAAGUCAGAUUUAGAAAGGUAUGCCAUUUAUUGUUCAGAUCCAAAUUGUUUGUUUAGAUGCAAAGCUUCAAAACGCAAAAAAUGUGAAUUGUGGUUUAUUGGUAAAUUGAAUGUGUCUCAUACAUGCACAAAUUCUGCAUUGUCACAAGAUCAUGCGAAGCUCAAUUCUAACAUAAUAUGUCAAAGCAUAAUGCAAGUUGUGAAAGUGGAUCCUUCAAUCAAAGUGAAGGUAAUUGUUGCUCAGAUUCGGGUUUUACAUAACUACACAUUUAGUUAUAAAAAGGCCUGGAUGGGAAAGAAUAAAGUGAUCGAACAAAUUUAUGGUAAUUGGGAAGAGUCUUACAAUCAACUCCCACAACGGUUGUUGGUUAUGAAAACGUUUGCUCCAGGAACUAAAAUAGAAAUGGAAACCAACCCAGCUUAUCAUGAGAAUAGUUUGAUAAAUGGGAUAAGGAUUUUUCAUAGACUAUUUUGGGCUUUCGUUCCGUGUAUAUCUGCGUUUAAAUUCUGCAAACCAAUAGUACAAGUUGAUGGGACUUGGCUGUACGACAAGUACAAAGGAACUCUAUUGGUAGCAGUUGCACAAGAUGGGAACGACAACGUAAUUCCUAUUGCUUAUGCUAUUGUGGAAGGUUACUCGAUCAACGAGCCUACAUAUCGAUACUACCGUAGAGAAAUCGGCAUGCUAAAUCCGGAGGCUUUGAAAUGGUUAGACAACAUACUUCGACAAGAUUGGAGUCAAGCAUUCGUUGGAGGUAGUCGUUGGGGUCGAUGA